Messenger RNA from Soboliphyme baturini, 5883 nucleotides. Lineage: Eukaryota; Metazoa; Nematoda; Enoplea; Dioctophymatida; Soboliphymatidae. The record is from the annotation of a GenBank genome assembly.
AUGACUCCGCGCGACCUUCGUCUUAGUUGGAUGAACGUCAGUCCGCCGUUUAUCGAGUUCGACAUGUCGAUUGAAGGGUUUGGUUGUUUGUUGUUGCCUUCACUUGCCCCACUGGGUUCCCCAAUAUCGUACGGUAGUCCCAGCCCUCAGCUGGCACACGCUGGCAGCGUUGAAUCGACCAGCUUCUCAGCCGCCGCUGGCGGAUUGGGCAACGGUGAGCGAUUGUUCCCACCUCUGACGGGUCUGACUUUUAUGUGUUGGUUGUAUGUCGAACGGUUUUCGAGCUCAACGUCUGACGCGCACCCUCUUCGAUUGUUCUGCGUCACACGAUCAGUGCUCUCUGAAUUGUCCUGCAUUCAGAAGUCGCUCGACAACCUUAGCUUCACCGAGUUGGCCUUGUUGCAGAUUCAGCUGAGUCCAGCUGACCGGGCACUGCUCAUCGGCACCUAUGAAACAGAUACCCCUGGCGCUGAUUUGGACCGCGACACUGGUAGUCCUGAUGCGUUUGUCCGUGUGUCGGUCGACGAGCUCAAGCGCGAGAAACAGUGGACCCACCUGACGUUCGUCUUUAACCGUUCUGUGCUGAAGAGUAGCUCGCCCGUUGCCCACUUGGCAAUUAACGCCACUGUUGGUACUCCACCUGGACCCUUUCGCAAACAGUCGACUCUUCGUUGGCGACUUGGCACGACGUAUCUCAUCGAAGAGGGUCUCCCGGCAUACAUGGUCGCUGAGGCCUACGCGCUCGGACCGCAUUAUACAGGCAGCUUUCAGUCGCCGUUCUUAGCGUCCAGUCAGACACAGCAAAGUUUGAUACCGGAAGAGAAAAUAUCGUUCGGGUUACACGCGACCGCGCAUUCUACGAUGACCCUGUCGCGACUGCGUAAGGUGUACAACAGAGUGGACAGCAGAGCUGUUGCAAAAAUGUUGGGCAUUUCCAACCAUGAAAAUAUAACACCGGUCAGAAUUCUGCACAACUCUGCCGCUCAUCUGAAUGGUCCAGCGAGGACGUUGGGUGCGGUUGUGAUCGGAUACCUGGGCAUGAGGACCUUCUGUCCGAAGCCGGUCUCAAAGUUAUUGGAGUCAGUCGGCGGCGUCGCUUGUCUCAUUGAGUUGGUGGCGCUCGCCGAUGACACUGAGGCGCUCUACGCUUCGGUCAAGGCACUGUUCUGCGCUAUUCUGGCCAUGAUCCUAAAGAAGAAAAGUCAUUUCCUGAACUCGCACGUUUUGUACCUUCUGUUUUCGUUAGUCGGUACUUUGGACGCCACCCGAGAGACAGUCACUAUUCCAAGCGUGCAGGCGUUCGAGGACAUGUUUUGCGACGUGCUGGUUUGGUCGCAAAUUUCCGUUGAUCUGCAACGAAUGCUUUAUGAGCACUUCUAUCAGCUGAUCACUGACUCCAGUAGUCAGACGGAAAACUUAAACAUCAUUCGCCAAGUCGGCUUGCUUUCACGCGUGCUUCAGGUACUAGUUUAUGACCGAAGGCUGUUAUGGGUUACGAAAGACGUGGUAUUCAACCUAAUCGCGGCAAUUUUGCAGCCGAUAGCUGACGAUCUCUCUUUGCUGAGAUUCGGUCACUUUGUCGUUUCGACGUUGUGUCUAAAAGGUAUGGACAACGAGACGUGUUUACCUAUGGACGUUCGGGAUAUACAGGUGGAACUUUUCAAACAAGAGUUCAACGCAGAUGACGUGAGGCAAAUGACUAUGUACAACGUCUAUGUUCGCAAUCGUUGUUUGAACAUAUUGCUGAACAUGCUGCUUCACACCAGCGGCAAACUGAACAUGCAAUUAUGCGAAAACGUGGCGAGGGUCUUGGGUUUCGACUGGUUAUUCGCAUUUCUUAGUCCCGGUUGUCACGACGGCACCGUUUGGACCGCGUUGCAGAUUCUGCUUUCGUUGACUAAGCAUCCGUCGCUGAUGCAGAAGUUUCAAGACGGGACCGGCAAUGGCCACUGGCUGAGCGAGGCUGAAGUCGUGGUAGAAAAUCGCGCUGCCGUGCUGCUCGGUUUCAGUGUGUCUGCGCGGGGAGGCACAGUCGGUUCGUCAUGCGACCUUAAUCCAGAAAUCUGCAAUAUACCCGGCUACGUAGCAUUGCAGCUUCUGCUUCCAAACCACGCAUCGCUCUCCGGGUGUUUUCUAGCACUGCUGUCAAUGUUAGUCGGCCAGCCGGCAAAAAAUUGCCUUCCGUGCGUCCAUGAAUUCGACCUAGACACCAUCUGGUCGUUUAUUUUCGCCGUCUCUUCCAGCCAGUCGGUGACUGACGUGAUCAGCAAAUCGGUUCUCUCGCUGCCGGCUACUGGCCCGCUCCUGGCCAUGGUUCGGCGAUGCAUUUCUGAGAAUAACGACACUCCAUGGUGCCAAAACUACCCUACCGCGUUGUUGCAGUUCUUCACCUAUUUCUACCAUAAUGUACAGGAGUUCAGCUGCUAUGCCCAAAGCGAGGAUUUUGCUGUUCCCCUGGCGCUUACCCUAUUCAGUGAUCCUGACUCUACUACAAGCCAAACGCAGAAAAAGAAUGAAGAUCAGCCACCCCAUCCGGCUGUAAAAUUAGUUAUCGACCUGCUGCGAAACAUAAUAAUCGACAGCUUUUCUUGCGGAGUGUUAAGUAAAGGAGAUUCUGUCAUCGACCUGAUGAUCAAUCUAACACCGGACAGCUGUGAUGAUGCUGAGUAUCAAAACUUCAUAACAUCACUGUUUUCGUCGGUUGUGGUGCACGUUGUUGCUUCGGACGUAUUGGUCAACGGAAGCAUGUCGUCGAUGACGUCUUCCUCUAUUGCUCGGACUUCGUAUGGCAGCCUGGCAGCGAACGUGUUCUAUUUUACGUCUCGACUGGUGGACUGCGUAUGGAACGGUAUGCGCGGUCCGUAUGGUUCGUUCUUGCACAACGGAAACGACGUGUUUGACUACAUUCUGAAGCUGAUUAAUCAGCUGAAGCGCAGGACUGGACCCGGUGUACCGUAUGACUCGCUUUACUCGUCGCUGAACCGCUUCGUGCUGUUCGUUUUGUCCCGUUCCUGUGACAAUGUUCAAGGCAAGUCUUCGCGGUCAUUGUUGUCAACUAGCAGUGCACACGUGUUUUCUCGCUUUUACGUUUUAACUGCUUUGUUUUCAGUUCAGACCAGCAUCAGAGAAUGCCUGUGCAAAAUCAUCGCGAACCGCGGGGUCAUUUUUUCCCCGUCGAACAACGACCCAGAGUUUUUUGCGUGCCUUAUUCAUUUGCUGUUCUUGCUGGCCGAGGCAAAACACGCGGCGUUUAUGGUAGCGGCAGAAGACGUGGAUAACACGACGAACUCGUCUAAUGAAAAAGUGCGUAAGCAGUAUGUCACCAACGCCGCGAUCAUAGUCAGUUUAUCAACAAAAGUGUGGGAAGAAACGUUCUUAACCAAGAAACAACUAGUAGAAGAAAUCUUCAACUCGCCGUUAUGUCCUGAAAUUUGUGCCUCUCGAGCAUUAGCUUCAGAAUCGGCAAGCCGAAUAUGGCAAAAUUUCGUCAGCAACGAAGUCAGAGGUUGCUCAGGGAAGGACGCUCAACAAAUACACUCACAGCUGCAGUCUACGCUCACCGUUUGGAUGAAGGUGCAUAUUUCUCUCAUUCAAGAGCUCGUGGAAUUGCAGUACUCUCAAUAUCAACAGUGGCACGAACACACUGAAAAGUGGUGCCUCGAUGAAUGGUUUACUGUUGAACAAGAAUUGAUGAGGGAGCGCGGACUGUGGGGGCCAAUGCAUGCGUCUGUGUUGGAUAAAUACAUGCUGGAUAGUACGGAGGGCCCUUGCAGAAAGCGCAAGAAACUGGUCAUGAAUCCGACUUUUUACUCCAAUUAUCCAUAUCGGCCAAAUCAGGAACAGAAAAUUUCGAAAUGCAAAUUAGCUUCCAGUAGACACAGUGGUCCAUACUAUGAAAAAAUGAAAUUGCGACGCGGUCGAUUUCUCGAUCCAAGGAUUAUUGAUCUCAAAUUAGUCUACGAUGAGGUUUUAGUUGGUGGAUAUUUUGUGAGCAGGUACGGACCGCUGCAGGAUAGAGCGUCUCCGGAAGUGUUUUCAACGAAAGGUCCUGAUAAUCAGACUCUUCUCAGACUGCUCGAAGAGGGCGAGGAGCUGAACUCGAUGUUCCGUUGCGCCCGUGUCAACGGUUUAGACACCACCGAAGGAUUGCUGUUGUUCGGCAGGGACCAUUAUUAUGUGAUAGAUGGCUUUACGCUAUUGAAGACUCGUGAAAUCCGCGACCUGGAUUUCCUGCCCGAGGAGUUGCACUGCCCUAUUGUACCGUACAUCGCAAACGGAAUGACCAGGACGAGAGGACGCAAAAAGCUAUGCAGCAAAUUUGCUUACGAAGACAUACGCGAGUGCCAGAAGAGGCGUUACCUGCUACAGCCGAUCGCCAUCGAAGUGUUUUCAGCUGAUGGUCGCAACUACCUAUUGGCCUUUCCGAAGAAGAUGCGCAACAGCGUCUACUCAAAGUUUUUGUCAUCAGCUAAACGAUUGGCUGAUUCGGCUAACCAGAGCGUAUCCGGACAGAAAAGCGGCGUCGACGUCGAACAUGGUGCCGGCUUCUUCAGUGCUCUCAUGGGCGAGAGUAGCGUUACACAGCGGUGGGUACGAGGUGACAUCUCCAACUUCCAGUACCUGAUGUAUUUGAACACGCUGGCCGGCCGUUCGUACAACGAUCUGUCACAGUACCCGGUAUUUCCAUGGGUGUUGGCCGACUACGAAUCAGAGGAACUCGACUACACGUCGCCAGAGACAUUCCGUGACUUCAGCAAACCGAUGGGUGCACAAUCGCCAGAGAGGCUCGAACAGUUUAUGAAGCGCUACCUCGAAUGGGAUGACCCCACGGGUGAAACGCCUCCGUACAUGUACGGAACGCACUAUUCCUCGGCGAUGAUCGUACUUUCGUAUCUGGUUCGUUUAGAACCAUUCACGCAACAGUUUCUAAAAUUACAAGGAGGCCACUUUGAUCUUGCAGACCGUAUGUUCCACUCGAUAAAGGAUGCUUGGGUAUCGGCGUCUCGCAACAACAUGGCCGACGUCAAGGAGCUGAUUCCAGAGUUUUUCUAUCUGCCAUACUUUCUAACCAAUAGCAAUGAGUUCGACCUGGGUGUGAAGCAGAACGGCGUUCAGCUGGGGGACGUGGUGCUUCCGCCAUGGGCGAAAGGCGACCCGCUUGAAUUCAUCCGGGUGCACCGCGAAAGCUUGGAGUCCGACUACGUAUCAGCCCAUCUUCACGAGUGGAUCGAUCUGAUUUUCGGCUAUAAGCAGCAGGGCGCCGCUGCGGUAGACGCGCGCAACCUCUUCCACUACUUGUUCUACGAGGGCAACGUGAACUUCGAGGCGAUCGACGACCCGCUGACGCGUAACGCUACGAUUGGCUUCAUCAACAAUUUCGGCCAGAUCCCGACACAGCUGUUCAAGAAGCCACAUCCGAUGAAGAAGGCCUCGGUGGUAGACCCGCAUUCGUAUGCCCUCGGCGUCACCGUCGAACGCCUGUUCUACCACUGUCUGGACAGCUUGAAGCCACCGACACAGCCCGUCAAAGAACUGAAGCAGGCAGUCGGCAAGAUCGUCGUCAACGACAAAGGCGUUGUGUUCGCUGCCGAACAGAACAAGGAUCUCAUCCCGCCGACGUUUCUCAGGUACUUUGCCUGGGGCUUUUCAGACAGCAGUCUCCGCCUCGGCAUCUACGACACGGACAAGUCUUUGUGUAUCUACGAGUCGCAGUUCUGGGGUGAGAUCAUUUGUGCGAGUUGUCCGAAUGCCAGAACAGUCGUAACCGGAAGUACGAAUACGGUCGUUUCGGUGUGGGAAAUAGUCACACCAUCGUCCAGAAGCUCGGGCGUCAGGCUGGAAUUACGAAAGUCGUUGUACGGUCACACGGAACCCAUUUCUUGU